GGUACGCGCUCUGGGGGAAGCCAAUGAGAAAAUCAGACCCGGCUCGAGGGGGCGGUGCCGUCGGUCACAUGCGCACCUGGGGCUGGCGGCCGCGGCGGCGCUGGCACCGGGAGCCAGCGGCAGGGAGCGGGGCCGGGCUGGGGCGGGGCUGGGCAGGUGAGUGACAGGCUCCAGGGGGCCGGCCCCAGCUGAGAGCCCGGAGCGAGUCGGGUGUAGCUGCGGCGGUUCCCGCCCCCUCUCUCCGCCCCUCCAGCGGAGCUUGUCUCCGGCCGGGCACCGUCGCGGGCCCCCCUGGCCCGGCCACCUGGGACUGUGCUGGGGAGUCGGUCACCUCCCUCUCUCCCUCGCCCGCAAAGUUUGUGGCGAAGCCGACGCUGGGGCACAGCGCGCCCCCAGGGGGAGAUCCGGGAGCGUCCGAUGCCCGGCGGCAGUAGCCGUUGACCAGGGACGCCGCCGUCCGGGGCAGGAGCGAGGAGCAGCGGACUAGCCCACCGCCUCUGGUGCAUGGGGCCCGGCUGAGGAGCCAGCAUGGGCAACUGCGUGGGGAGACAGCGCCGGGAGAGGCCGGCCGCCCCGGGACACCCCCGCAAGCGAGCAGACUAUUUUCAGCACAGCAGUGAGAGUGAUGCUGUAAACCGACGCAAUGAGCCCCUGAAGAAGGAGAGGCUGAAGUGGAAGAGCGACUACCCCAUGACCGACGGGCAAUUGCGGAGCAAACGGGAUGAGUUCUGGGACACAGCACCUGCGUUUGAGGGCCGCAAAGAGAUCUGGGACGCCCUCAAGGCUGCUGCCUACGCAGCUGAGGCCAAUGACCACGAGCUGGCUCAGGCCAUCCUGGACGGAGCCAGCAUCACCCUGCCUCAUGGCACCCUGUGUGAAUGCUACGAUGAACUGGGUAAUCGCUACCAGCUGCCCAUCUACUGCCUGUCGCCACCCGUGAACCUGCUGCUGGAGCACACUGAGGAGGAGAGCCUGGAGCCUCCUGAGCCCACACCCAGUGUGCGUCGAGAGUUCCCGCUAAAGGUGCGCCUCUCCACGGGCAAGGACGUGAGGCUCAGCGCCAGCCUGCCCGACACAGUAGGGCAGCUCAAGAGGCAGCUGCACACCCAGGAAGGCAUUGAGCCGUCCUGGCAGCGAUGGUUCUUCUCUGGGAAGCUGCUCACAGACCGUACGCGGCUCCAGGAAACCAAGAUCCAGAAAGAUUUUGUCAUCCAGGUCAUCAUCAACCAGCCCCCACCACCCCAGGACUGAUGAGUGCACAAACCCCUGGAAAGCGGGGCUGGGCAGGGCCUCUGUGGAGCUGAGAGACCUCCGGGCUGGAGUGCCAGGCCCCCCCCCACCUGCUGCUGCCUUCCAGUGCUGUUAUUUUCUUCAGGGCCGCCUCCCGCUGUAUGGCUGCUGGAUGUGCUGUGAAGGGACCCUGCCUCCCAGGAACACCAUGGGCCACCAGUGUCUGGCACCCAGGAAGCAGUGCUGCCACACAGGCCUUGCCAACCUUGUUAGAGGAAAGGCAAAAGGGCCCUCCACCCUGCCUCUCUCCCUUGGCAGGUUCGAGCCACGAGGGCUAGCCCGGAGGCCCCUGGAGCCCAGACUCGUCAUCUGGUGCUUCCAGGCGUGCUCGCUCCGGUUUUCUGCUCAGGGUCUGAAGCAGCUGCUGUCUCCCUCCCCUGCCCCCACCCCCUGACUCUGCCCUGGGCACAUUGCCAGUCUCCUGGAGAGGAGGGGACCGCUCAUGAGCCCUAGGGGCAGGGAGCCUGAGGCCGGCCUCUGCCUCUCCCUGCCCCCAGCACAAUUGGCAGAGAUGAGGUGGUGGCUGCUGUGGCAGGGGUCUGCACAGGGCCAUUUCUUGGCUGUAACCCAAGCGGUGGGGAAUCUGCAGCCAGUCAUGGCCCCACAGCAGGUCCCUGUGUACAGUCAUAUCUGCAUAUUUAUCAAUAAAGCCUUUUGCUCCUUC
This is a messenger RNA of Pteropus alecto (black flying fox), 1954 nucleotides long. It is a transcript of the gene UBTD1, whose product is annotated as ubiquitin domain containing 1. Gene Ontology annotation, molecular function: protein binding. The record is from RefSeq and is a predicted model, not a curated record. The transcript is spliced from 4 exons. The coding region runs from base 529 to 1251 and encodes 240 amino acids. NCBI's taxonomy places the organism in Eukaryota, Metazoa, Chordata, Mammalia, Chiroptera, Pteropodidae.